CCUGGGGCUACCUCGCGGGUGGGCGAGGCCGGGGUUCGGGCGAGCGGUAAGAUGGCGCUGCGGCCUAUGUGAACCGAGCUUGCCCGCCCCGGCUUCGUGAGCAUUUUCUCAGGAAUUUUAGCUGAAGCAGGAAGAUAGUAGAUGUACCAUUCUAUCCCCUUGAAAUACAGGAAUUGAGUUGCAGUGGUGGUGGAAGGAAGGUGGGAGUCAGUCAUUUUGACACCUCCUGAAAGGAACAUCCAGCAGGAGCUGAAACCUACUUCCAAUUGGUCUCGUGGCAGAGGCAGAGAGAUUGUUGAUUGCUUCAGCAGUUCCACACAGCAUGACCUGCUCUCUAGAGUCCUCUGGUGGUUUUGAUGGCUCAGGGUCUGAGCAGACUAAAAUCACCUCUCUCCUACCUAAAGACAGUGCUCCAGCCUCAUCCUGGGGUAGGUAUGCACAGGAUGGAGAUGGACUAGAUGACGCCUUACUGGAGCUCUCUGAGGGAGAAGAGGACGAUGGUCACUUCAGUUACACAGAAGAAGAGAUUGAGGAACUCUUGAAGGAUGAUGACUCACUGAAUGAACAGCCUCUGGGAGGAUUACCAAAAAAUGCAGGUGGUGAAACUGAGAAGUUGGGCAGCUAUAGUUGCGCUUCGUUUGGCUGUCCCCAAGAUAUAAAUGUACUCUGCAGUUUGGGACCCAGGGCUGGGCCAGCUAGCGUCUAUAAACUACCUCAGAGAAAUACCCCAGCUAGUCACGUACCCACUCUAACCCAGUCACCUAGCAGACACUUGGUAUCAGAAAAAAAUCUCUUGAAAAUAACUGUUGUCCCACCCUUUAAUACAACGGUUUGUGAUGAUGUGCUUGGUCCAAAGAAGACUGAGUUUUCUUCCAAAGAUGGAUCCACUAAUGCAAACUGUUUGGGAACUCCCUCCUUCCUGGAGGAGGAUGUGAGUAAAGAAGACCCUGGCCAGGACGAUGGCAGACUUUGCACUAAAGAAAUCAGUUCCACUUAUUCUGUCUGGAAUGGACCCCAGCCCUGUAAAGCUGGCCCUCAGCAGGGGGUUCCUAGAGCAGGUGAUCCUUGUUGUGAGGAGUCUGUACCCCUGGUUUCUCCUACCAUGGAACAGCCUCGUAGACCAGAGGUGGCACUGUCUUCAGGGAAUGGAGGACACAGGUUAGGUGACACAUCUAGGUUUCCAGCUGUUCAGUUGACCAAACCGGUCAGACUAGACACAAAUUCUGAGAAGAGGGAAGGGUGUGAGAGAAGAUUAGGUAAAGUCAUGCCAUGUCUACAAGCCAAAGCAAGGAGUAAGAUUCAGAUAUUUUCGAAAAUUGAACUGGAAGAGAAGAAGCAAAUUUAUCUUAAGAAUGUUAUUGCUCACUUAAAAAACCCUCUGGAAUCUAACCAAGGUACCUUAGCUGAGUUAUAUGCCUUGAUGGACCAAGUUGCUAAUGUGGAAUAUCAAAUGCAGAACCAGCGGUGGCAGCACCCGUCAGACCUCACCAUGAGAAACUACCCUCGAUUCAGACAGAAGCCCCUACAGAGGUACAGCCUGACUCAGUGGGUGGACAGGAACCUGAGAAGCCAUCGUCGGUUCCAAGGCCUUGCUGAUCAGUUCCAGCACAAGCACACGUCACUUGUCUCAUCCCCCCACCUAUGAAGGAGCUGCCCUAAACCAUCCACCCCAUCAGUACUCAGAGCAAUUUUUGUUCCUUUCUGUUUGCUUUGGAGAUAUCUGAAUAAUUUUAUUUUAAUGAGACUUUUUUUUUUAAAGGUCUUGUCACCUUUUGUAAGUGCCCAUUCGUAGACUUCAUCUAUUUUAUAUGAGGUCCUUUUUACUUUCUUUAGCCAUAGUAAGGUGGUGUGUUAUUGUGUAUUUUUAAGAAUUUAUUUUGGAUCAAAGCCAGCUGUCUCUGAAGAUCUUGUAUCUGACCAAAACACUCAGCCUAAAGCAGAGUGACCUCUUACCCUGCAGAGUAGAGAGCCACUUGUGUCUAGAAAAGAUCUUCUUAGAUCUUUUAAAGGUGGCAGUACCAGCCCACAAGGAAGGGUAUAUUAGCUUUAGUUACUCUGCAACUAACAGACUGGAUCAGUUUUUAAUUUUUGAACUCAAAAUACCUAUCAGUAUUUUGUAUGUGAGUAAACCCAGGGCAUUUGAAUCGAAUAAAGUAAGGCAGAAGUUCUAUGGAAAGGACAUGAUAGAGUGAAUGUAUGAGCUCCACACCCCUUCCCCCCUUUCUGUACUAUUGUCUUACGGCUUUUCAUUCCUCAUUAAACAAUUUCAUUUUGCUUGCCA
Molecule: messenger RNA, 2281 nt
Organism: Vombatus ursinus (common wombat)
Lineage: Eukaryota; Metazoa; Chordata; Mammalia; Diprotodontia; Vombatidae
Gene: S100PBP
Product: S100P binding protein
Exons: 8
Coding region: 323-1645 (440 amino acids)
Cellular component (GO): cytosol; nucleus
Molecular function (GO): calcium-dependent protein binding
Source: RefSeq, a predicted model, not a curated record